CAAGGAAAUGUUUAACGAAGCAUUCUUAUCAUAGCGCAGUAUAUAUGUACAGUCAAGGGAAGUUCAACUCACGUUCAACUGAGGACUUGCGUGGCCCGCGUGUCCACGCGCCACGCACGCGUGGUACCACGCAGUGCCCUGGGGCGAAGUAUCGUGUCCAAGUUGGUGAUUGGCAUUCAAUUGAAGCAAUUCAUAGCAACGGGAGUUCUAUAGUGGGUAAACGAGAUCGACCAGUGAAGUGGAAGUGCAGUGAAGGGAAGGAAGGCCUGGUCGACUGUCGGACUCGAAAUCAUGAAAGCAAUACUCCGGACUCCGGAUACGCAUGGGACCGCUACGUGUUUCCUUGGGAAUUUUGGGAAGACUUGAUCUCGCACCGAGUUCCUGUAUGGAAGAAAGGAAACGCUCGUAACUGUAAUCAGAUCAUCAUUGUAGAAUAUCGUGUGACUGAAGAAGCACUACGCAAAUCCCGUGUGGUCGUCCUUUUUAUCGCAUUUCAGAGUAUCACAGAAGUGGAGCACACUGGGAAAAAUCUAAUUGGCGCAGAAGUCGGUAAAUGUGGAAGAAUUAUUCCUAGUGAGGAGCGGAACGACGAACCAGGGCCUAAAAAUGCUGCAGAUCCUCCGGUCAGAGUGCAGGAAUUGAACCCACCAAUGAGAGAUGUACAAAAUUUGAGCGGUCCUGUGUCCGGUAACUACGCAGUGCCACUGACCUCACAAGGGCAUAAAAGCACCAAAAUUAACGCUGCCACUUCCUUCCAAGUUCAGAGAGCAGGAACCGAACCCACAGCAUUACCACCGACAGAGCCGGCACUAAUCAAAAUCACUCCGAACAUUGAAAGUUUUCGUAUCUCUCAUAAUGGCAACGGUCUCGUCAGUUGGUCGAGCCAACAAUGCAUAUCAUCGUAUCCCUCCAUGAAUUGGGGACUGAACGAAACGGUUGGACCUCGUAGCUCUUACGAAUAUAUGUUGGCGGAAAAGCAAACGGCCGCUAAUUAUGCUAGAAGAGCACCUUUUGUCAAAGCGAAGCCACCUGAGAUAGGACAUUUGAACACUCGGAUAUGA
Messenger RNA from Desarmillaria tabescens, 1061 nucleotides. RefSeq lists its product as uncharacterized. Bases 45 to 1061 code for a protein of 338 amino acids. Lineage: Eukaryota; Fungi; Basidiomycota; Agaricomycetes; Agaricales; Physalacriaceae. The transcript has 9 exons. The record is from RefSeq and is a predicted model, not a curated record.